This is a messenger RNA of Vigna radiata var. radiata (mung bean), 2348 nucleotides long. RefSeq names its product pentatricopeptide repeat-containing protein At5g39710-like. The record is from RefSeq and is a predicted model, not a curated record. The transcript has a single exon. Gene Ontology annotation, molecular function: protein binding. The coding region runs from base 375 to 2063 and encodes 562 amino acids. Lineage: Eukaryota; Viridiplantae; Streptophyta; Magnoliopsida; Fabales; Fabaceae.
UUUAAGACUUUUCACGGUGGUGGAGGUGGUAACGAGUGUGAGAGUUUUUUUUUUUUUUUUUUAAUGUUAUAUAGAUUUUUUGUUUUGAUAACAAUAAGAUUAUCUAUCACGAAUUCGUUUUUAUAUCUAAUUAUUAAAAGUCAUAAUAACAAGAUCGCUGAGGAAAAUUAAGUUAUAAGAGACUUUAGACCUCACUCAGGAAAAAAACCAAACAGAUGGCAAGAGUCAGAUUGAUCAUAGUUCGAACUAGAAAAUUGUUCAAAUCAUAACGGUACAUUUCUUAUAAUUAUAAAUAGCAAAUGGGUGUUUUUAAGUGGAAUUGGUAAUUACAUUUAAAGGGCCAUAUUUGGAGGGAAAGAAAAGUGUGGCAAUAGAUGGCUCGGGCAUUUGGAAAAGCCAUAGCAAAACCUUCUUCUUCUUCUUUGUCUUCUUCAUCCAACAUUCCAAAUCGAAAUCUCUGCCUCAUAACAUCCAUCACCUCAAUCCUUCAAAAUCUAAAUCCCCAAAUCCCAGAUUUCUCAUCCCUCAAUAAAUUUUCUCCUCACCUCAGCCCGAACUUGGUCAUUCAGGUGAUCAAGAACCAAAAGAACCCACACCACGCUCUUCAAUUCUUCAACUGGGCCUCCAACCCUAACCCCAACCCUAAGAACUACUCCCACACCCCCUUAUGCUACGCCGCCAUCACCGACCUCUUGCUCUCCCACUCCCUCUUCUCCACCGCUUACUCCCUUCUUCACCACUCCAACAAACUCUCCGACUUCCUUAUCUGCAGAUUCAUCAACGCUCUCGGUCACUGCGGCGAUAUCAGGGGCGCCGUUCACUGGUUCCACAAAGCAAAAAACUUGGGAAGAGAACACUGCGUCUACUCAUGCAACGCCGUCUUGAGCGUCCUCGUCAGGGCCAACCGUGUCAAUUUUGCCAAGGCCAUCUACAAUCAGGUUCUCUCAGAAGCUGUGAUAGAACCCGAUGUUUACACUCACACCACCAUGAUUCGUGGGUUUUGCAAAGUGGGGAUGGUCGAGAGUGCGCGCAAGGUGUUCGAUGAAAUGCGCUGCGAACCCAACAUUGUUACUUACAACACUUUGAUCCACGGGUUUUGUAAGAAGGGUGACAUGGAGGGUGCGCGGUCGGUUUUUGACAGAUUGGUGGAGAGUAAGAGUUGUGAGCCGGAUGUGGUGAGUUUCACCACUUUGAUUGAUGGGUAUUCGAAGAGAGGUGAAUUCAAAAAGGCGGUGGAGUGUCUGAAGCAGAUGACGGAACGAGGGUGUUCUCCGAAUGUUGUGACCUACAAUGCCUUGGUUGAAGGUCUUUGCUUGAGCGGAGAAGUGGAUGAGGCAAAGAUGAUGAUGGGUAGGAUGCGGUUGAAUGGUUUGAAAGACAAUGUCGCCACAAACACUAGCUUGUUGAAGGGGCUGUGUAUUGUGGGAAAGUCCGAUGAUGCAUUUAAGCAUUUCAGGGAAAUGGCUAGUCGGGGGAUGAAGCCGGAUGUGAAAGCCUAUGGGGUUGUUGUGAAUGAGUAUUGCAAAAUUGGAAAACCAAGAGAAGCAGUCUCACUUCUGAGAGAAAUGGUGACGAGGGGUGUUAAGCCAAGUGUGUCAAGCUUCAAUGCAGUGUUUAGAGUUCUUGUGGAUGAGGGGAAGAUUGAUGAAGGAGUUCUUCUUUUGAAGCAGAUGAGUCAUAUGGGAUGCUCACCCAACUUCUUGUCAUAUUGCAUAUUGGUAUGUGGCCUCUGUAAAGUGAAGAGUAGGAUGCAGGCAGUUGAAGAGCUUGUUUCAGACAUGCUUCAGAAUGGGCAUAACCUGGACGCAACUAUGUAUAACUGCUUACUUCAGGGAUAUUGUGAAGACGGGGAUGAAGAAAUGGCACUAAAGACAUAUUAUGACAUUAUGAAUAAGAACUUUGUAAUCAAGCAAGACGUUUUCAGCACUUUUGUGAAGUUGAUGUGUGCAAAGGGGAAAUUGAAAGAGGGGGAUACAGUCUUUGAGGGAUGCUUGCUCGGGGGAUUCCAGUUAAGUGGGAAAGUUGAGGCUAAUGCAACAGAGGAACCUGGAACACUGACGUAAUUUUCAGAUCAGGGAAUUUUUGCACAGCUACAGUGGAGAAGGGUGUUAACUUAAUCCUGCAGUGCAAGUUCAACGUUCAUUCUUUGCAGUAGGGUUAAGUCUGUGAUGAUUGAUGGCAUGGUUAGUAACCGGGUUUGGACAGAAACUCGGAAAAAUUGAAUUACUGAUCGAGUGAUUCAAUAGGCCAAUAAUCAAAAUAUUUAAGACUACUUGUAUAUUAUAUUUUUCAAAAAUUAUUAUUUGAUACUAAGUUUUUCAAACCAACACACAACAAAUUUCUUUUAA